AUGAAUACAGCUAUCAACAAUAUCACCAAGUUGAAUAAGAACAAGGUAGUGUUUAUAUUGGGAGCUACUGGGACGGGAAAAUCUCGUCUCUCUAUUGACCUCGCAACCCAUUUUUCAGCAGAAAUCAUCAACUCUGACAAAAUGCAAGUUUAUAAGGGACUUGACAUUGUCACCAAUAAGAUAACAGACUCUGAAAAACAAGGUGUUACACACUAUUUGCUGGGUGAAAUCGAUCCACAUUCUGAUUUCACAGCUGAAGAUUUUUAUGAUCAAGCUAUUUUCUACAUAGAGAAAAUUAUAAGUCGUGGAUAUGUUCCAAUCAUCGUUGGAGGGUCAAAUUCAUACAUUGAAAAUCUUGUGGAAAAUCCUACGUUUAUGUUUAAAUCUAAAUAUGAUAGUUGUUUUAUUUGGAUUGACGUUGACGUAUCUGCAUUGGAACCUUUUCUUCACAAAAGGGUUGAUCAUAUGGUCCAAGCAGGGCUAGUGGAUGAGGUACGAGAAAUAUUUUCUCCCGAAGCAGAUUACAGUAAAGGAAUCCGACGAUCCAUUGGUGUCCCUGAGAUGGACAAAUACUUUAGAGAAGAAAAUAAGUUUGAUGCAUGUGAAGAAUCAAUGAAGAAGAUGCUUCUUGAAUCUGCGGUCAAAGAAAUUAAAGUUAAUACUUGCAACUUAGUUCGUCGCCAACAUGAGAAAAUUAAACGAUUCAGGAAUGAGAAAAUGUGGCCAUUGCAUUAUGUUGAUGCCACCAAUGUUUUCAAGGAAAAUGAAAAAGAAGGCGCUGAUGAUAAAUGGAAACAUGACGUGCUGAAACCUUGCCUCGAUAUCGUGAAAGAGUUUCUCAAAUAA
Messenger RNA from Capsicum annuum, 846 nucleotides. RefSeq names its product adenylate isopentenyltransferase 5, chloroplastic-like. Lineage: Eukaryota; Viridiplantae; Streptophyta; Magnoliopsida; Solanales; Solanaceae. Gene Ontology annotation, molecular function: tRNA dimethylallyltransferase activity. The record is from RefSeq and is a predicted model, not a curated record. Gene Ontology annotation, cellular component: mitochondrion. Bases 1 to 846 code for a protein of 281 amino acids. Gene Ontology annotation, biological process: cytokinin biosynthetic process; tRNA modification. The transcript has 3 exons.